Molecule: messenger RNA, 1014 nt
Organism: Microthlaspi erraticum
Lineage: Eukaryota; Viridiplantae; Streptophyta; Magnoliopsida; Brassicales; Brassicaceae
Source: the annotation of a GenBank genome assembly
AUGAGUCCCACGCCGGCGGUCGACGAUCCGGGACAGAUUAAACGUGCCCUGAUUGAUGCUUCGGCCGGUGCGAUCUCUGGUGCUGUUUCUCGCACCGUUACUUCUCCGCUCGAUGUCAUUAAGAUUAGAUUUCAGGUUCAACUAGAGCCGACAACUUCAUGGUCCGUGGUCCGAGGAAACUUGACAGGAGCAUCUAAGUAUACUGGGAUGGUACAGGCAACUAAAGACAUUUUUAGAGAAGAAGGUUUUCGGGGUUUUUGGCGUGGUAAUGUGCCAGCUUUGCUCAUGGUCAUGCCAUAUACUUCAAUUCAGUUUACAGUACUACAUAAGUUGAAGUCUUUUGCAUCUGGUUCUACCAAAACAGAGGAUCAUAUACAUUUGAGCCCUUAUCUAUCCUUCGUCAGUGGAGCUUUAGCAGGAUGUGCUGCUACACUAGGAUCUUAUCCUUUUGAUCUUCUAAGGACCAUAUUGGCCUCUCAAGGGGAACCUAAGGUGUAUCCAACAAUGAGGUCUGCGUUCGUCGAUAUUAUUAAGUCUCGAGGCAUAAAAGGAUUGUAUAAUGGAUUAACACCAACACUGGUUGAGAUUGUGCCGUACGCUGGCCUGCAAUUUGGGACUUAUGAUAUGUUUAAGCGUUGGAUGAUGGAUUGGAACCGAUAUGUUUUAUCCUCCAAAAACCCGACCAACGUGGAUACCAACAUUUCCAGCUUCCAGCUUUUUGUUUGUGGGCUUGGGGCAGGCACUAGCGCAAAACUCGUCUGCCAUCCUCUUGAUGUUGUCAAAAAACGAUUCCAGAUUGAAGGUUUACAGAGACAUCCACGAUACGGAGCCAGACUUGAGCGACGUGCAUACAGAAACAUGUUAGACGGUCUAAAGCAGAUUAUGCUGGCGGAAGGGUGGCACGGUCUGUACAAAGGCAUUGUGCCUUCCACUGUGAAAGCUGCUCCUGCUGGUGCUGUCACCUUUGUGGCCUAUGAGUUCACCUCUGACUGGUUGGAAUCAAUUUCUUGGUAG